AUGGAAUUAAAAGACAUUACUGCUUCUACUUCUAUUGUACCAUCAUCAAUAACAACUUGGCUAGAACCAAAUGACAUACGAAUUCUUUCUCAAGAUCGCUUAAAAGUUCCUGAAACAAAUCUAAUUCCAGCUAUCUGUUUUUAUAAUGGUACGUUUGUUCCAAUUCAUGCAGGUCAUAUUAGUGUCUUGGAUGAUGCAAAACGGUACAUUAAUAAUCUCGGCACACAUGAAUUGCUAGCUGCAUAUAUAUCUCCAUCACAUUCUGGAUAUGUUGCGAAGAAAUUGAAUCCAGAAGAGUUGAUUGGAGCCGGGCAUCGUCUAACAAUGAUCUAUCUUGCAAUUGAAAAUCUUGAUUGGGUUAUGGUAGAUUUGUUUGAAAUGUUUCGACCAUGCAAAACUCCAUUAAGUAUUGUCAUGGCAGCUUUUAUUUCACGUGUUCGCUCACAACUUCCUGACGGAGCACGAAUUGAUGUAUUUUGGUUAAAAGGAGAAGACGCGCUGUUUCAUACUAGGUCAUCUGAUAAUCUUAUUCGAUUGGGAUUUCAUUCAAUAUAUGUUUUGAAUCGAAGAUCCAACGAGAACAUAAUUAACAAGAAUGAUGAACUUAAUUCUAUUCAGGAUUAUCAUGAAAAACGUUGGCGAGAAAUACAAACAUUAUCAUCUUUUCCAGAAAAGUAUAGUUGUUAG
Messenger RNA from Rotaria sp. Silwood1, 687 nucleotides. NCBI's taxonomy places the organism in Eukaryota, Metazoa, Rotifera, Eurotatoria, Philodinida, Philodinidae. The record is from the annotation of a GenBank genome assembly.